AUGGCCUCUGGUCACAUCAAUCCUUCGUUGGCCAUCGCCCGAAGUCUUGUGAGCCUGGGGCAUGAAGUGCACUACUUGUGCCGGGAACAGAUGAGGGAAGCGAUCGAAGACACUGGCGCCAGCUUUCACAGCGACAUUCAGAUGCAACAUGAGCUCUAUGAAGGUCGGGAUCCAGCCAUGUUCGGUGCUCUUGGAUCUCUUCAAGAAGAACACGGCUUGAAAGGCAGCUUCACCAAAGCACGUUUGCUCUUGCGAGAGCUAGCCAUUGAGCUGAUGCUUCCGGGCACCUUGCGUUGGCUUCGCAGCAUCCAUGCGGACGCCGUGCUCUUCUGCCCUCUCGUCAACUUAGAAGCGCCAUUAGCAGCUCAAAUCUUGGGUAUUCCUUCGGCAGGGCGGCUGACCACUGCAGGGCCUGGGAGUGUGAAACUCAUUUUUAACAACCUGUUGAAGUCCGUCAGCUCCACCGCCGAAGAGAUCUUAGAGGAACGCCUCAGCUUUCCAGCACUUCACGAGUGCUUGGAUCGACUGCGAGAACGUUAUGGGCUCCAGAUGCCUGUGGAGGAUACCUUGAAGCCAGUGGGCCUGAUGCCAAGUGCUUUGGCUUCUGCCCUGACCUUGGUCACCACCGCAGAGUUUCUGGCGGAUCCAAUGCCCGCAGACUUGGAGAAAGCUUACGACGGCCAUGAAUUUCUAUUCUUGGGCCCUUUGUUGGACAAGCCUGGUGCCAAGCGUGCAGCUGGUCACAAGUUUGGCCACCCUUCCAGUGACGGAGAAAGCAGCUCUGAAGAAGAAGUCUUGGCCUUGGCGCGCGCAGCGAAGGCCGAAGGCCGCCUGGUGAUUUUGGUGAGUCUUGGGACCGUCAUCACGGGAGAUCAUGUCGACUACGGCUGGAACGCCCAUUGCAGCAUCGACGGAGAGAAGAGAGGCCUAUCCGGCAAGGAGAACUUCAGGGAGCUCUGUCAGUCCGCCUGGCAAGCGGCCUUCGACGUCUUUGGGACGGAGGACGCGCUGAUCCUGUUGGCCUUGGGACCUCAAGCGGAUGCCCUCGACCACCUACAGGUGGAUUUGCUUCGACUUGGAGUGGAUGUCUUCCUAACUCAUGGUGGACAGAACAGCUUCAUGGAGGCCUUAUCCACCGGAGUCCCCAUGGUAGUUCCUUGCCAAACUCAGCAUCUGGUAGUGCGCGCGUUGCUUGUAGUAGCCUUUCCAGGAACGUCAGGAGCGUGA
This is a messenger RNA of Durusdinium trenchii, 1227 nucleotides long. NCBI's taxonomy places the organism in Eukaryota, Dinophyceae, Suessiales, Symbiodiniaceae. The record is from the annotation of a GenBank genome assembly.